Bemisia tabaci is the source of this 2049-nucleotide messenger RNA. RefSeq lists its product as uncharacterized. Gene Ontology annotation, biological process: recombinational repair. NCBI's taxonomy places the organism in Eukaryota, Metazoa, Arthropoda, Insecta, Hemiptera, Aleyrodidae. The record is from RefSeq and is a predicted model, not a curated record.
CUCGAGUAUGGUUAGUUUUGUUCUUGUUCAAAGACAAGUUUUGUUACUUUCAUUUCAUUGUUAGCCCCCUUCUUUUUUUCUCAAAAAAAUUCCAUGUUCGGAAAAUCGGCUCGUUUUUCCUAAGUAUCGUCAAGGUUCAUGUACUGACUGAAGCUCAAAAUUCUUAUCUAUCUCGGGAUCAUGUGUCAGUAUUUUUUACUCAGGUAGUUUUCAUUUGUUCAUCCUUGUUAUCAUCCCGGGUUCUUCGUACUUGAAGAGUUUGCUUCAUCCUGAAAAAUGUUUGAGCUCGACGACGAUUUCGACUUUGAUGAUGAAGAUUUCGACAAGAUUUGCACUGGGAAAACUCUGGAUAAGAGCGCUAAAUUCACAUCUGUAGAAACGGAUGAGAAGAAAAAGGAGAAGCCGCCAGAGCUUCAAUCCGCGUUUGACCAAUACGCUGAGGAUGAUGAUGAGUUACUUCUUUCAGUUAUAGAACCGGACCCUUUGCCUGAACGAAAUGACACUAGAGGAAAGCCUGAAAGGAAAUUGGAACUUGUUGACUCAGAGAAAUUAGAUCUAACAAUUCAGCCGCCAUCCUCCAAAAACAGUUCAUCCUCUAAAAAAUCUAAAUUACAGUCUCCUCUGAAUGUAUCAGGAAAUUCCUCAAUUUUCUCGCCAAGCUCACGACUAGAUUCUUCUGCAUCAGUCACUCCCAUCGUUUGCCAGAGAAAAUUUCCUGGCCCAGCUGGAUUGCUUCCAAAGCGAACUUCGAAUGCUUUUAAAAGCCCUCACUCAUCCAUGCUCACGGACUUCAAUUUUGACGACUGCUCUUCGUUACAGAAAACUGUUUGUUCUCAAAACUCGAACGCUAGUUUUGAGGCCGGUCCAUGGCAGUACGUGAUGAGGGACUUCGCAGCAAUCGAAAAAGAAGACUGCAUGUUAAAUAAUUUCACUGUAGCUUGGGUCAAGAGGAAAGCCAUUGCCCGACAAUUCGUAAAAAAUCGAGUGCCUUUCCUUGCUGCCUUACUCACGAGCUUGGAUUGCUCAGCCUUGGACAAAGUAUCUGGCCCCGUCGUGUUCCUCAAAGAUCCUACAGGAGAAAUCCAAGGGACAUUGCAUAGAGAAGCCUGGGAUAAAUUUGGUCCGUACCUGGUGAUUGGAAGUGUUCUUGUACUACGACAAGUCGCAGUUUAUACUGCAGGCACUUCAACCCGACAACAGUAUCUGAAUAUUACUGCUAAAAGUAUUGCAAUCAUCUAUCCUCCAGAUUCUAGUCCCAAAUUAGAAGUGUAUCCGGUUUCAUUAGAAGAAGUAAUGCAUAGAAUAGGAGAGUGGAAAAUAAUAACACAACAGAGCAUUAACGAUUCACUUUCUGUCAGAAACCCUGUUCAGCCUAUCGCUCCACGAUCUCUGUUUUCUACUUCUAGUGCACAGCAAUCUAAAUCAGCUCCAUGCCUGGGUGAGCCUGCGUCAAAACGCCCUUGUUACGAAUCCAACAAUGUUCGUAGGAAUAACGUUCCCAGUCCAUUUCCCAUAGGUUUGACAAAAAGUUCCAGCCAGGGUUCAAGUUUGACAAAUAUCAGUCCUAGAAUUAGUCUCAAUAGUUCUCGACCACCUCAAAAAUCAAAUUCUAUCCCUAAAGUACAGAAUAGCUUCCAAAGUAGUACUUGCAAAUCAAGUAGUAAUUCCAAAAUGUCUGCUGGUGAAAGCGCAAAUGUUAAACCACAAACAAAUACACUUCAUUGUUUGGACAAAACAAAAGAAAAUAAAGUUCCUGAAAGCAAGACAUGUAUCAACAGUCUUCCAAAAAUGAACGAUGAUGAUCUUUCUGUGCUGUCAAGUGUUCUAGAAGGUAUUGAUGCUGAUAUGUUUGAUGAUUUCUGAGGUAGCUUUUUAGUUUUUGUUAAUUUUUGUUAAAUUUCUUCGUGUUCUGUCCUGUUCAAAGUGUACAUCUCAUUUUUGUUAAUUCCCCCGUGCCGAAGUUGAAUUUGUAAAAUUGUAUCACUCUAGAAUAAAUUUACUAUUCAAAAUCAAAGCGUACCCCUAAUAAAUAUUUCAUUUGGAUUGCAA